Molecule: messenger RNA, 2129 nt
Organism: Brassica oleracea var. oleracea
Lineage: Eukaryota; Viridiplantae; Streptophyta; Magnoliopsida; Brassicales; Brassicaceae
Product: protein NRT1/ PTR FAMILY 6.1
Exons: 5
Coding region: 158-2026 (622 amino acids)
Biological process (GO): transmembrane transport; oligopeptide transport
Cellular component (GO): membrane
Molecular function (GO): transmembrane transporter activity
Source: RefSeq, a predicted model, not a curated record
CUUCUUUCAAUUCCAAGCUAACUGCAUUUAUACAUUUCUCUAACCAAUCCUCAAACGUCUGUAUACGGAUUGUGUUUUGGUUAUAUCAAUUAUUGCUUUUAUUUCCUCACUGUAAGAGACUCCUAGUUCCAUGGUUUUAUGAGAGAACACAUCCAACAUGGUUGUAUCAGAGAUUAAAUCCCCGUUGACGCCAGGAGGUUGUUCAAGCUCUUCAGUGCAUAGGAAGGAGUUGAGUGUGUUCUUCUUGGAAUCAGAUAACAGACGUCUUGCUCUUGGCCGUGGCUAUACUGGUGGCACCACUCCUGUUAACAUCCGUGGCAAACCCAUCGCCAAUCUUUCCAAAACCGGUGGUUGGAUCGCUGCUCUCUUCAUUUUUGGAAAUGAAAUGGCUGAGAGAAUGGCUUACUUUGGACUAUCUGUGAACAUGGUGGCCUUCAUGUUCUACGUGAUGCAUAGACCUUUUGAGAGUUCUUCAAACGCAGUCAACAACUUCCUUGGCAUCUCUCAGGCCUCUUCUGUUCUUGGAGGUUUCUUGGCUGAUGCAUACUUGGGUCGUUACCGGACCAUUGCCAUUUUCACUACCAUGUAUCUUCUGGGGCUGAUAGGAAUAACACUGGGGGCAAGUUUCAAGAUGUUUGUACCAGACCAAAGCAACUGUGACCAAUUAUCACUGCUCUUAGGAAACUGCCAACCAGCAAAAUCUUGGCAGAUGCUUUACCUCUACACGGUUCUUUACAUAACCGGAUUCGGUGCAGCUGGUAUUAGACCAUGUGUUUCCUCAUUUGGUGCGGACCAGUUUGAUGAGAAGAGCAAAGAGUAUAAAACACAUUUAGACCGGUUCUUCAACUUCUUCUACUUGUCUGUCACUCUAGGUGCAAUCAUUGCCUUCACUUUGGUAGUGUAUGUUCAGAUGGAACAUGGUUGGGGUAUGGCUUUUGGCACACUGGCUAUAGCUAUGGCCAUUUCUAAUGCUUUGUUCUUUGCUGGCACACCGCUUUAUCGGCAUAGGUUGCCUGGUGGUAGUCCCUUGACAAGGGUUGCUCAGGUACUAGUUGCAGCUUUUCGCAAACGAGGUGCAGCUUUUACAAGCAGCGAGUUUAUCGGUCUGUACGAGGUUCCAGGCUUGAAGUCUGCUAUAAAUGGUAGUCGUAAGAUCCCUCACACAGGCGAUUUCAGAUGGCUAGACAAGGCGGCGCUUCAGUUGAAAGAAGAUGGAUUGGAGCCGUCUCCAUGGAUGCUAUGCACAGUAACACAAGUGGAGGAAGUGAAGAUUUUGAUAAGACUGAUUCCAAUCCCAGCAUGUACUGUAAUGCUGAGUUUGGUUCUUACAGAGUAUCUAACACUCUCAGUGCAACAAGCUUAUACACUCAACACACACAUUCAACACCUCAAGCUACCUGUGACAUGCAUGCCUGUCUUCCCAGGACUCAGCAUUUUCCUCAUUCUCUCUCUUUAUUACUCUGUCUUCGUCCCUAUCACCAGAAGAAUCACUGGCAAUCCCCAUGGUGCUUCCCAGCUUCAAAGGGUGGGGAUAGGGCUAGCAGUUUCAAUCAUAUCAGUAGCUUGGGCUGGACUAUUCGAGAACUACAGGAGACAUUACGCGAUACAACAUGGCUUCCAGUUCAGCUUCUUGACCCAAAUGCCUGAUCUAACAGCAUACUGGUUGUUAAUCCAGUACUGUCUCAUCGGUAUAGCAGAGGUUUUCUGCAUCGUAGGGCUAUUGGAGUUUCUCUACGAGGAAGCACCUGAUGCUAUGAAGAGUAUAGGUUCGGCUUACGCUGCGCUAGCCGGCGGGUUAGGGUGUUUUGCUGCCACCAUCUUGAACAACAUCGUCAAGGCAGCGACUAGGAAUUCAGAUGGAAACUCGUGGUUGUCGCAGAACAUAAACACAGGGAGAUUCGACUGUUUGUAUUGGCUCCUCACGCUUCUAAGCCUUUUGAACUUCUGUGUUUUCCUUUGGUCAGCUCAUAGGUACAAGUACAGAGCUGUUGAAACAGAGGAAGAUAAGAGUAGAGCAUAUCUUUAAAGACACCAACUAUGUGUUCUGUUCUGUUCUGUUCCUAAGAUAUGUUGUUUGUAAGAAAACCAUAAGAGUUAAGUCAUGUAAACGUAUCUCUGCAAUUUUUCAA